This is a messenger RNA of Triplophysa dalaica, 6667 nucleotides long. It is a transcript of the gene sipa1l2b, whose product is annotated as signal-induced proliferation-associated 1 like 2. Gene Ontology annotation, biological process: activation of GTPase activity; regulation of small GTPase mediated signal transduction. Gene Ontology annotation, molecular function: protein binding; GTPase activator activity. The record is from RefSeq and is a predicted model, not a curated record. Bases 514 to 5499 code for a protein of 1661 amino acids. Gene Ontology annotation, cellular component: cytoplasm. NCBI's taxonomy places the organism in Eukaryota, Metazoa, Chordata, Actinopteri, Cypriniformes, Nemacheilidae. The transcript is spliced from 21 exons.
AUGAAGGAGAGGCGGUGCUUGUGCCGAUGGGCCUGUCAUUCAGACGCUCGCUGCGUCCUGAGAUCGUUGGAGUUGUUGCGCUUCUAUUGUGGAAGCCGCGUCUCUUUGGGAAAUAACGCGUUUUGACACAAGGAAUCGACACGUUUAUUUUCGACGAUAAUGGGAUUGUCGCCCCUUUCCCGGCAAGAGCAUCAGAGGGAUCCCACCUGGCUUUGUUAAGCCUACAUGUUAAAUGACCGUAUCCCCUGCUUGCCCUCCCGUGGAGUGAGCAGUUGUCCUUGACAGUGAAGCUGAGAUAAAGAGAUCUAUUCUCCUCCUAUGGAUUACAGACCCAUAGGUCUUAACACCCUGACGUGGGUCAGUCAUUAUUCACAUCCUUCUUCCUUUACCGUCAAGCCCCUUAGCUGUUCUGUAACAUGCUGGAGUUGAAAUUUCUGGUCAGGAUGAAUUAUCGUUAGAUAUGAACAUCCCUAACUUUAGAGAUAUAGCUGAUGAGGCCGUAGAAGCUUAGAGAUGCAGACUGAUGAUUUAUUUGCCAAAAAGCUUCAAGCUUUAAAUGGGAAUAUGGGACCUCCCAGCACAAACACACAAGGAACACCAGCAGUGCCCAAGAUGGGCAUCCGGGCAAGAGUGUCUGACUGGCCGCAGAAGAAAGAUGGCAACCACAAUCCACCUCCCAGAUACGAUAGCCUAAUGACAACCUUUCAGAAUGGAAUGCCAAGCCAGCCGGCAGAGGAUGUUGUCAAACCAAGCCCGGGUUCUCCUCCAAAGACCAGCUUUUUAGAAGCAAAAUAUGGAAUUGGAGAAGUUAUAGGCCAAUCAUCUGGUAAAGUGCACCAUCCUCUUCAGAAAAGGAGCAACAGUGAUGUCACUAUUAGUGAUGUAGGGGCGGAGGACAUGGAUCAGAUGGCGAUCAACCCCAACACAGGUGCCUCUCUACACCGCGAGUACGGCAGCACAUCCUCCAUCAAUCACCAGGGCUUGCCCAGCGAAGGGUUAUUUAUCAAUCUGAAAGAACACUCUGAGCAACCGAGCGCACCACCGCCACAAAGCUUUCCAGACUUCCGCCGGUUCGAGACCGCUAUUUCCCCCAGUCUCCAGACCGCAGCGCAGAUCGCGAGGGGGGACAUUGUCUGCAUUCCAAACUACACCGACUACGUGGACAGUUCUGUCUUUUAUAGUCGGGAAAGGGAGAAGUCUUUCCUUCAGCGGCAAAAGACAGAGAAGAGCGAGACCUCUAUCUUCCGCAGGUUGAAGACCAUGAAGAGUGAGCAGCGGCAGUUAGGAGAACACGACGAUUGUAGCAGACAUGGACGUCAGUUGAGUUUCCAGAGAUGUUUUGCCCAUUAUGACGUGCAGAGCGUGCUCUUUAACAUCAGCGAGGCUGUUACUAACCGCGCCAAUCUCGCACGCCGGAAGAAUAUAACCACGGGAGCUUCCGCGGCAUCCCAGCACCAGGCCGGUGGGUCGGUGGACAGUUCUGACCCUUUGCCUCUUUGCGAGUCCCCUUUGGACACUUGUGAGGAACUUGGACAAAAAACAGGCAGUGAUCCUGAUGAAGGAGAUGGGAAGGGCAACGGUUUGGUUCUCAGCUGCCCGUAUUUUCGUAACGAGAUUGGCAGUGAGGGAGAGAGGAAAUUGGGCUCUGCUAAAUCCAACAACGUUUCUUGCAACGCAGGUGAAACUUAUUCCAUUGAGUCUACUUUGAGUUCUCACUGCACGAACGCAGGGGUUUCUGUUUUGGAAUUGCAUAGAGAAAAUUACGCAUCUCGUGAGAACUACGCUGUUCCACGAGAUUGCUUGAAACGCUACAUCAUUGAACACAUUGACAUGGGCGCAUACUACUACCACAAGUUCUUCUUCAGUAAAGAGCACCAGAACUACUUUGGUCUUGAUGAGAACUUGGGCCCGGUGGCAGUUAGCAUCCGGAGAGAGAGACUGGAGGAUGGGAAGGAUGGACCACAGUAUGAUUAUAGAGUCAUUUUCAGGACCAGCGAGCUCACCACCUUAAGAGGGUCGAUCCUGGAGGACGCCGUCCCCUCCACGGCAAAGCACGGGAUGUCCCGCAGUCUCCCUCUGAAAGAGGUGCUGGAGUAUGUUGUUCCUGAGCUGAACAUUCAAUGCCUCAGACUGGCCACCAGCUCACCCAAAGUCCCAGAACAGUUGCUGAAACUGGAUCAGCAGGGGCUAAACUACCAGCACAAGGUGGGCAUCUUGUACUGCCAGGCAGGCCAGAGCACAGAGGAAGAGAUGUACAACAAUGAGAGUGGUAGUCCCGCACUGGACGAGUUUCUCGAACUGCUGGGUCAGAAGGUCCGUCUGAAGGGCUUUACAAAGUUCAGGGCACAGCUGGACAACAAAACGGACUCCACUGGCACACACUCUCUCUACACCACCUAUAAAGACUUUGAGCUGAUGUUUCAUGUCUCUACAAUGCUGCCCCAUACACCCAACAACAGACAACAACUACUGAGGAAGAGGCACAUUGGGAAUGACAUUGUCACCAUCAUUUUCCAAGAACCAGGAGCUCUUCCCUUCACACCCCAAAACAUACGGUCUCACUUUCAGCACGUCUUCAUCAUAGUCAAAGUCCACAACCCUUGUACCGAACAUGUGUGCUACAGUAUUGCAGUUGCCAGAUCCAAAGAUGUGCCUGCGUUUGGUCCUUCCAUCCCCAAAGGCGUGAUGUUCCCCAAGUCUGCUGUGUUCCGGGACUUCCUGUUGGCUAAGGUUAUUAAUGGCGAAAACGCGGCGCACAAAUCCGAGAAGUUCCGCGUCAUGGCAACCCGUACCCGCCACGAAUACCUCAAAGACCUGGCGGAGAACUAUAGCAGUGCCACGCCGGUGGAUACCUCAGGAGCAAAGUUCAGCUUCAUCACCCUCGGCGCCAAAAGGAAGGAACGUAGCCGGCCGAGGCUCAACGCUCAUCUGCACAGCGCGGGGGCCAUCACGUGGUCGGUGGUUGCAUGGGACAACAGCCAGUCUACAGAUAUCGGUUGUUUGCUGGCUGUCUCUCGAGAGUUUGUGGCGCUCAUCGAGGAGGCUUCCAAGGAAGUGGUUUUUAACUGUUAUUGCAGGGACGUGAUUGGCUGGAGCUCCUCCUGCCUGGCGGGCAGGGUGAAGCUCUUUUACGAGCGCGGCGAAUGCGUGGUGUUUUCCGUGCAGGACGGAUGCCCGGAGGAGGUGCGAGAGGUCACGCAGCGAUUAGAGAUGGUCACGAGGGGCUGUGAGGCAGGGGAGAUGACCCUGCGCAGAAACGCCCUGGGACAGCUGGGUUUCCACGUGAACUUUGAGGGCGUGGUGGCUGAUGUGGAGCCUUUUGGGUUCGCCUGGCAGGCGGGACUUCGCCCCGGUUGCCGUUUAGUCGAAAUCUGCAAAGUGCCCGUUGGGACGCUGAAUCACGAACAGAUGAUCGAGCUUUUGCGAACCUCCAUCCCGGUCACGGUGGUCGUCUUGCAUCCGCACGAGGACGGCACCCCCAGGAGAGGCGCUUCAGAGAUGUAUCGCGUCCCCAUUAUGGAGUACAAGACGCUUGGUACUGGGCCCGGUUGGCAUCGGAUGACUCACGUUCCCCAGGCGCUGCCGCUUUCUCGUGUUUCUCCCACUCAGGGUCCAGAUCGACCCUCCCCGAGCCAACAGAUGUUCCAGUAUGCCCAGGCUGCCAUCUCACGCAGCACCUCGUUCGAUAAGAAGUACCAGGAUGGCUCUAGGGUGUUGCAGGACUUCGAGAUAGUUCAGAGUCCGUCUGGAAAUCCCGGCCAGCAUUACUGCAGCUCCCCCAGUAACCAGUCGACCUCCAGCGACCCGGGGCCCUGCGGCACAUGGGCACAGAAAGCCAGUUAUGAUGGAUUGCAGUCACCUGCUCCUCAAGACCAGCCAGAAGAAAAGGAAGACCGCGACCACAAGCUGGAGAGAACGCGAUCUGCCGGGUCGCCUUGUGUUCCAGAGGCCAAAUGGCACAUCCCCUCCACCAAGAUCUUGAACAGAGGUCUGCAGAGACAGGGUGCGAAAGACUCGCCCGGUAAAUUCCCUCGAAGCCGUGAGAAGAGCUGCCACAGUCAUUGCUCCAGUCACUCCAGUAACACUCUCUCCAGCAACGCUUCUAGCGGCAGCGACGAGAAACAUUUCGGCUCCGGAGACCCGAUGGAUCCGGAGUCCCUUGGCCUCACCUACAUAAAGGGGGCGUCCACGGACAGUGGGAUAGAUACAGCGCCCUGCAUGCCUCCUCCAGCUCCUCCCCUGCCCCUGACUGGGGUGGGACCAUCACGUAUGGUCAUGAGGGACGGGAGAGUUGAUACGGGACUCCCGUGGACUCUGGAGUACCCUGAGGAAGGAGAGGAGGACGAGGGAAGGGCAAAGAUGUUUCUGUCUCAGGGGUACGUCCCUGCUACGCCUACAGGACACACCACUGAUGGGAGCAUGGGAGAUCUGAGCGAGAUAUCAUCGCUUUCAAGUGGUUCCCGUCAUUCUGGAAGCCCCUCUGAGCGCUGUUCGAAGAACUCCGGAUCCAUUGACCCCUCAAAGAUCUACAUUAUCUCUCCCACCGACACAACUCAAGGGGGUGGCCGGGAAAAACAAUCCCAUAGCUGUCAAUCACAAGGUGGGAAGUAUUUGACGGGGUGGAAGAAAGGAGAAAGCGAACAUUUCCUUGAGGAAGAGGGGCCAGCCAGAGAAUUCAGGGGUCUCUAUUUGACAGAACAGUCUCAGGUGGUUAAUAGUUCUGGCGAGAAGCUCCAGACGCUUUCCAAGGAGAGUUUCCUCAGGAUGCUGCUACCUGACAGUCCCUUGGCGCAGGCGGGUCACGGCAAGAUACAGAUUGUCGCACAGUCUCCUCGCCGCUCCCUAUACCGGACCCUGUCUGACGAGAGCUUGUGCAGCAGCCACCGGAGAGCGUUGUCAUUGGCCAGCUCCCGCAGCUCCAUGCUGGACCAAGCUAUGCCCAACGACAUCCUGUUCACCAGUACCCUGCCCUACCACAGCACCCUGCCCCCUCGCAUGAGCCUGAACCUCGCAGCCGGUCAGCUCAAAAAUGAUCUCUGGUUCUCUGACGGUACGCUGGCGGACAAGGCCAAGCUGGUGGACGCGGGGCUGAUGCCCCUCCCUGACCCCACUUCUGGUCUCAACUGGUCACAUCUUCUGGAUGCUGCACGGGCGUUUGAAGAUCAGACGGCGACGUCCCUGAGUUCUCUAACUGAGGAAGAGCAAGCCAAACAAGUUCUAGAGCUCUCCGAGGAGCUCAACCGAAGAGUAGCGUGUGUCGCGGGCGCAGGAGAUGGUUCUCCCGCUCUUCUUACUGGAAAGGUGAACCAGCUGGAGCUCAUUCUUAGACAGCUUCAGUAUGACCUACGGAAGGAGCAACAAGACAAGGCUAUGCUCCAAGAGCAAGUUCAGCAUCUCCGACAGGACAACCUCCGACUGCACGAAGAGAGCCAGACGGCGGCGGCUCAACUGAGACGAUUUACAGAACUCUUCCUGAACACUUUAGACAAGAAACCUUGAGUUGAUGUAGUUCACAAUUUCCCCUCUCCUGCUUAGCAACUGCGUAACCCAAGGAUACUCAGUCCAGCAAGACGACAGAGAAACACUUUCAGCCUUUGAAUGUGAACGUGUGCCGAGCUAACACGCUAAAAGCUAAGUCACAUGGUUAGUUGGCGGCAGGACGUGAGAAUGUGAAGGAGAGUAAGAAAUUAAAACGUAUUUAAGAUGUGAUGUAAGGGGAGGAAGGGGGUUGUUUUCAGUCGAUGGGUACGAACACGUGAAAGUGAAUGUAAUGCAAUAAGCCGUGAUUGCUUUCUAAAUUAUUUAGUUCCUUGGGUUUAACAUCUUCAAGCUAGCGUCGUUACUCAAGAUCAAUCCUGGCUUUGUGGCUGUCCACCUCCCUUUGUCGAAAUCUAAACCAGCCAGGUGCGACUUACCUUAGUGUCCUAAGUGUACUGUAUAUCUGUUAAUUGAGUUUUGUAAGUAAUCCAUUGAUACAAAUUGUCGUAGCAAUAAUUUUGCUUAUGAUGUGAUCACAGAAUUGUUCGAUAAGAUUAGCACUGAGUGUGAUCGGUUGUAUUCAAACUUUUAUGUACAAAAACUUUCGUGUGCCUGAUGUUAUUGGUGGUAAAUGAAUUGUCAUUCAGUUCUUUUCAUUUGUCCAUAUUACUGUCCGAGUACUCGCUUACGAAAUCCAUGCCUGGCACUCUGAACCACUAGACUGCUGGCGUUUUUAUCCUAGUAUGAAAGACCACAUUCAUGGACCAGAAUCCGCAGACUAGCACCUGUAAACCACUUCAAAAUAAGCCAAAUUAUGCUUGUCGGUGUAAAGUACCUCAGAAAAGUGUCUUGUACUUAAGCCCUCUUAUUUAAGCUUGUUUAUCCUAAGAUUGUUAUUUUAAUGAGAGUAUUUUCCUUUUCUGCACUAAAAAAAGAGUAAUGGCUCCAUGUGGCAGUACUUUGUAUACUUGUUUACCAUGUCGGCAGUACUGUGUAUAGCUUGGCUAAGAGAUAACUGUAAACAUAAAAUGGUCGAUUUCUGGGACGUUCAGAUAUUCGGAUGCUGCUAGAGGACGGGAUGUUGUUUUUUUAAUGGCCUUUUAAAGAUGUUUUUAUUUCUUUGUAAAUCUGUAUCGUUGAGGUUGGGAUGAAAAGCUUACCUUUGUAAAUAAAGUUUAGGAUGUCAAUA